Molecule: messenger RNA, 627 nt
Organism: Striga asiatica
Lineage: Eukaryota; Viridiplantae; Streptophyta; Magnoliopsida; Lamiales; Orobanchaceae
Source: the annotation of a GenBank genome assembly
AUGGCUUGGAAUCGAUUGAGGAUUAGGGACGGCAGUGGCUUCAUCCCAACACCAUCGCCAUGGAUUUGCAGUGUUUAUUUUCGUUUUCAUUUUAUCUUUUUUCCUGAUUUGAAUGUGAUGCGAAGAGGGUCCCACGAGAGAGCUAUUGACGGACUACGAAAACCUCGCGUGUUCGGUGACUCGCGGAUGAAGAUUCUCGGCGAUGGCUGCGUGUGUCAUUCUCCUACUGGUACACAAGGGAUGAGUUUUGUGGUCAGUGUACUCAUCAAGGGCUUGUGGCCGGAAAAACCCGUGCCUUGGAACAUGGCCUUUGUCGCACAAGAAGCAGACGCACCUAUCUUGGCUGAGGGCUGCAAAAUCACCCGGGGACGAAGCCCCAUCACGGCCGUCCUCAAUCGUAUUGUAAUCGUUCAUAAACGGCGUCGCCCGGCCGUCGAUCCGAUUCGCCGUCGAAUAGAACAUCCGAGAAGCCUGAUUUCCCAAUUUGUCCUCAAAAAAGUUGAAGUGCAAAUUCUCGUUCACGACGUCCCAGUGGAUGAGCUACCCCCUUAUAUGUCCCUGAAUUGUUAUUGCUUGAAAAAAAAAGAGGUCAACGCCCUCUGUGGCCGAGGCAUAUGUGUGGACUGA